GACCACAGGCAGGUUUCACUUAAUCUGAAGGCACAGUGAAAUUUAAUCCCGGCAGUGUGUUUUCCCAGCUAAAUCGGACAUUUUUGUUUGUUUGCCUCGUGCCCUCCGCUCACCCUCCUCCCCCGGCGGGGUGAGCAGUUCCCGCCCCUCGCCCCCCCCCCUCCUCCCCCCGGCAGCCUCCGCCUCUCUGCUCGGUCUGUCAUCCGCUCCGCUGUUGUUGCAGCCAUUUUACCGUGGAGCGUCGGCACAGCGGCGACCGGAGGAUGCCGACACAGCACCGUUAAAAGUGGAUAGACUGACCAGUCUGGUCUAAUGAACAGCAUGAACUGAGGAAGCCAUUUGGAGGAGGGACGAAACGUCUUCUGGACAUAUAACUCAGUCCAGCUGACCUGAUUCAGUUUCCAUGAGAUGCCUAAGACCUGGACGAAUGAGAAUCAGGAUGAGCAACAUGGCUGAUGCCGUGAGAGGACCCGCGGUCAGCCGGCCAUUGGCGUACGCCACGGAGGAGCACCGAGCUGUUCACUCCUGGUCGCGGAUCUCAACGGCCGGGCACAGUGUCCUGCUGGAGGCGCUGCAGAUCCUCAGCCCAAUGUCUCGCGAUCUCUCCAACACCGAGGAGCUGGUCACCUUUCUGCAGGAGCUGAGCACCGAGGGCCACAAGCCCACGGUGCUGUGCAGCAAAGAUGUGUACGGCUACCGCUCCUGCAUGAGCCGGCCCCUGACUGUCGACAUGCUGAAGCCGCCAGAGAAGCCCCCGAGACCGACCGCCAAGAGGAGGGCGAGGCGGCCUCUGGCUAAGAAGAGAGAGGUGCACCCGUCCUGGAACACCUCCGAGAGGAGCAACCCCAGGAUACAAGGGAUCCGGCCCCCGGCGCUGCUGGUGGACCACCGCACCGUCAUCUGCAGCAGGACGCCCGUCCGGACCACGGAGGCGUCGUGGGCGACGCAGGCGCAGCCGUGCCUCAGACUGACCAACAUCCAGGGCGUGUCAGGCGGGCACACCGCCAGACUGCAGAUCCACACCACCUGGGACUCUCCCUCCCCCGCCGUCUUUUCACAGCAGCAGCACCCCCCAACACUUUCAGGAAUACCGUCGCAGCCUUCUCAGAACGGCGGGGGGGCGCCGACCACAGCCGUGGCCUUGUUCAGCCAGAAGAGCCUGUCUUGCCCCGUCCGCCUGGACUCUGCCCUCAUCGGGGACUCGGCGCCGGUCUUUUAUUUCAACGGCCGGGCUUUCUCACAGACUCACACUGAGCUGACCAGCAACGGCUGGAGGGGCAAUGGGCUGCACCAGCCCUGCCGGACCCCCAGGGAAGCCAACCAGUCACAGAGCAGCAAUCCGGGUGGACAGAGAAACAGCUGGAAGGAAAAGAACAGUCUGAGGUGGAAAGUCGUCAAGGUGGAUGACUCGCGCUCGGUGGCUGAGGCCCGCAGGAAAGCCCAGAAGAUCCUCCAGGUGAACCUGUCGCCGGUGAUCCAGAUCCAGCCUUUUGUGUUUAGAGACUUCAGACUCCAGAACAAGUGACAGCGGUCACCUCACCUUCUGUCUCACAUCUGUAUGCCGCUCUGUGGAUCAGCCUCAGUGCUAACAGCAACAAGUCUUACCGGAGUUUAGUUACCUGCCGGGUUUAAGUUAGGGCGGGUCCGUCUGUCCAAAGUUCUAACAGUGAAGAAGGGUCGCAUAUUGGUUCUUAAAGGCGAUAGGAAUCAAAAGUAUUGGGCGACUCUUGAGGCAAGGUGAUGCUUUUCCUAGCGGGCUGGGAAACGUCUGCCAGCUGGUGGCAGGCACAUUUUGACUGUCUGGCCAGCACGGCCAGACACUGUGACAGGUAACCACCUGCCAUCUGCAGGUCCUCUUCUGUUAUAAAUUGACUGGUAGCUAGUGACGUGUGCUGAUGAAUCACGGGGAUGCCGCAGCCGUCAUGGCUCUUGGACAAAAAGGUUAAUGUUUUGCCUUUUUUCCAAAACCACUUUGUCAGGUCUCCACCAGUCUCCUCUGUCGCAGCUAGCGGCUGCUUUUUGAAGACUUGAGUUUGAAGCUUGGCACGCUCUUGCUAAAAGUUUGUUUUACACUUGCCGUUUGCUAAAUGACCACCUGUAAGCUCCUGCUUUCUUUGGAAACCAGGAGGAGGUGAAGCCGCUGAAGGGAGGAGGAGGGUCCUGGUGGACAUCGUCUUCAGUGGAACCAGCUGUGGUUGGUUUGUUUCUCAAACUUGUUUCUGGAAAGAGUUUCUUUUGAGGAAA
Myripristis murdjan (pinecone soldierfish) is the source of this 2244-nucleotide messenger RNA. It is a transcript of the gene ccdc71, whose product is annotated as coiled-coil domain containing 71. Lineage: Eukaryota; Metazoa; Chordata; Actinopteri; Holocentriformes; Holocentridae. Bases 404 to 1525 code for a protein of 373 amino acids. The record is from RefSeq and is a predicted model, not a curated record. The transcript has 3 exons.